AGCCAGCCCCUGCCAUCCCCUGCCAGCUAGUGAACGCUGCUACUGGAGCUGCUGUACCCUGCAGAGAGCUGUGUGUGUGUAUGUAUGUGUGUGUGUGUGUGUGUGUGUAAGUGUAUGAGUGUACGCAGAUGGGAAAGCAACUGAGUCAGGGAGGGCUGCCUCUCAUCUCUCCGCUUGUUAUCACCAUCCUUCACUCUCCCUCCUCUCCUCCUCCGCUGCCAUGGAGCUCCAGCAGGCUGAAUCACAACAGCGUCUGCAGAAAGGGCUGAGGUAGUUGUGUAUGCGUGUGCGGUGCUCCGUUGGGCCAGUAUGGAGUGUGUGUGUCCGAGAAGGUGGGCAUCAGGCUCUGCUGUUGUGUUCCUUCACACACUGGCCUUAUCCUGGUCAGGUGCAAUUGAGCCCGCUGCCAAAAUUGACGGACGGCAGCGGGCGGCUGUGACACUGCAGGAGAAUAUGACGCACUGGUUCAACUGCCAAUCAGACGGCUGGGAUCCCCGUGCCCCUCCCUUGUUAACAUGGUACCUGAAUGGGGAGCAACAGAAAGCGCCUCCGCCCAAACGCGGGCGCCUGGUGAUGACACCACAGGAAGCUUCUGAGGUUGUGAGACCGGAGACCAAUCGCAACAGCACCUUCUCUCUGAGGGCCAGGAAGUGGGACAGGGAGCUUGUGUGCGUCGCGUCAAACCCCAGGACAGGGGAGAGCUACAAUGCCACGGUCACACUCAACGUACAGUUUCAGCCAGAGAUCCUCAGGCUGAACGCCCUCUACAGUGAAACCUCAGACCCCGGCCUUUCCCUGGUCCUCUUUGCCUUGGUACGCUCCAACCCACCUGCCACCAUCACCUUCGUGGACCAGUCAGGCCAGCUGGUGGCCAACACCUCUGACUUUCUCAUCCUGGACUCACGAAGCUACCCCUGGCUGACCAAUCACACGCUGAAGGUCACACUCAACAACCUAUCAGGGAACAUUUCACUGAACGUCAGCAACAGUGUGGGAACGGUGCAGAGCAACCUCACACUGGCAGAGUUCCUGCAGUCCCGUGUGGAGGUGCCCAUGCUGGGAAUCGUGACUGGAGGAGCCAUGGCCUUUAUGGCCCUCCUCAUCCUCAGUCUGAUUGUUCUCUGCCUCAUGCAAAAAAACAAGACUAAGUCCUUUGAUGAGCCAGUGGAGAUUCUGAUGACCAAGAAAAGUGACUCAGCCAAUCUGAAGACAGAGAAAGCUGAUAAGACCUACAUCCCCCGAGAGAACAUGUCUCUGCCGUCCAACAUGCAGCUCAACGACCUCAACACUUUGAGAAAAGCCCGAGAGGCCGCCCAGCAGAACAGUGUGGGAGAGAAGAAGAAAGAGGAAGAGGAGGAGGAAGAUCUGUCUUUAGCCUACGCCGCCAGAGGUUUUGCCAGAUACCCGAUGGUGGGCUACAUCUAUAAGGUGAACAGCACAAGUAGCGAGGAGAUCUGGCUCUGACUGACCUCGAAGUUACACACAAACACACACUGUACAUGCAUGCAUUACUUCAUCCAAAUUUUGCAGCCGUCCAAGAGGAAACCCAGAGCAACUGCUAGUCAGGCAUUCAACUAAUCCUCAGUCAUGUUUAAGCUGGACCAGGAUGAAAAGAAAGCAGAUAUUGGACCUCACGCAAGAAAAGAUAUACAAAUUAAUUUUCUCUUAUUUCUGCUCAUAUCCAGGAUUUGCUCUUAUUUUGUCAGUACCCAUUGAUUUUUGGUAUUCACCAAUGUUUUCUUACUUUUGCUUGUCUCUUAGGUAAGACACCAUUUUACAAGUGGUUGAGAGCCUCUUACUAAGAUAAGAGAAAAACAUCUUGCAUUCACGCACCAAAGAUCGUUGUCCAACAAAAGGAAAAUGCAUUUAUAUUUAAGGAACAUUUAAAAAAGUGAAUGAAUAUCAUUUAAUCAAAUUUAGAUGAGGUUUUAGAGUAACUUGAGUUACUUGAGUAUUUUAAUCUCAUGCACCUUUCAACUCCUCUACCCUUAGGAGGGAAAUAUUAUUCUUUUUACUCAACUGCUAUUACUAGAUAACUAUUUUACAAAUAAGAUUUUUGCGUACAAACCAAAAAAUUUGUCAGUUAAUUAGAAAAUUAAUUGGCAGC
Molecule: messenger RNA, 2107 nt
Organism: Plectropomus leopardus (leopard coralgrouper)
Lineage: Eukaryota; Metazoa; Chordata; Actinopteri; Perciformes; Serranidae
Gene: tmem25
Product: transmembrane protein 25
Biological process (GO): negative regulation of excitatory postsynaptic potential
Source: RefSeq, a predicted model, not a curated record